AUGGAUAUAGAAAAGGAAAAGGUCUAUCGAGCAUGGCCGAGUGGUCCGCCAACAUAUCAGCAGGCGACUUCCGAGUAUGUACAAGGAAUCACCCACAAUAGACAGUGGAAUUACUCGUUAUUUAGCUGCUUUGAACCUGGUUCACUUUGUCUUAUGGGCUGCUUUCUCCCAUGCCUUACAUUUGGAAAGACACAAACUAGGACCAGAAAUCCGGAGUUGUCUGACUACAGCCAUUGCAAUACUCAGUGUUCACUGUUUGCUUUCCUCGCACUACUUGGUUCGCAGUGGAUCAUACAGACGGUCAAACGAGGUGAAACACGUGAGCGAUUUGGUAUUGAAGGGAGCUGCUGCGGCGACUGCUGCGUAUCUUUCUGCUGUUCUUGUUGCGCCAUUAUCCAGGCGGAAAAAGAGGUUGAGUUGCGGACUCGGCCUGAGCUUAUGGGGUAUCAAAUGACUCCUGGGAUGGCAUACCCUUGAGGAUGUUGUUGUAUGUGGAGCAUUGUUUUAGAAAUAGAUGGCUUGCACUUCGGUAUAUAGAGACCCUUUUCAUUAAUCACUAAUUAUUGUAAUCAUCCAGGCAUGCAUGAGUUAUUUUGUCGUUCAUCGGUACUAUCGAAAAAGUUCUGGAUCAUCAGACCGGCCGUCGCGUCUAGGAAUUCUGCGUUGAAGGAUCCCUGCGGAUACCCCGGGAUAUUCUGGUCGAGGCCCAUGCAGAACGGGUUGAAGUUUGCCUGGUCGUCUGAUGGCGCCCAGAGUGAUCGGAACGAUGCUGGAAUUUGUGUCGAGGUGUACGGAGUGAAAUUACCCGGUGCGGCGAGUCCAUGUCCGUGUUCUAUGUAUCUUUAGUUUUGA
This is a messenger RNA of Aspergillus ruber CBS 135680, 852 nucleotides long. Its product is annotated as PLAC8 family protein. The record is from RefSeq and is a predicted model, not a curated record. The transcript is spliced from 3 exons. Bases 1 to 477 code for a protein of 158 amino acids. Lineage: Eukaryota; Fungi; Ascomycota; Eurotiomycetes; Eurotiales; Aspergillaceae.